ACUUUUAAAAAUUGCUUAUACCUCUCUUUUCAGCAACCAAAGGAUAUUUGUGCCAUGGUUGGGUUCUGUCCUUCUGUGAAAUCUGUUCCACUUCAGACUCUGGUGCCAGCUCAAGUGGUUCACGAAGUGAAAAUGGAGACUGUGGAGAAAGUCUCAGUUCAAGAGAAAUCUUUUUCCUUGUGUGAAAUAUGUGAGACCAUGGUGAAAGAAGUGACUGGCCUCUUGGAGAGCAACAAGACAGAGGAAGAGAUUGUACAUGAAAUGGAGGUGGUCUGCUACCUGUUCCCAGAAAGUGUCAAAGACCAGUGUAAGGACUUCAUAGAUGUCUAUGGCCAGGCUCUGAUUGACAUGCUCUUGGAGUCAACGAAUCCUGAAACUGUGUGUGUUAUGCUGAAGUGCUGUGCAGCCAAGGCUCCUCCACAGCAGCCAGUUUUAGUGAAACCUGCAGGUGGCUUUUGUGAUAUCUGCAAGAUGGUGGUAGCUUAUGCAGAUAAAGAACUGGAGAAGAAUGCCACAACAGCUGAGAUUGAGGCUUUACUGGAAAAAGUCUGUCACUUCCUGCCACACUCUGUCAGUGAUCAGUGUGUUCAGUUUGUGGAACAGUAUGAACCCAUGGUUGUGCAACUUUUGGCAGAGGUGAUGGAUCCCACUUUUGUUUGCACUAAACUUGGAGUCUGUGGAACAGCUAAACAGCCUCUCCUGGGGGAUGAUGCUUGUGUCUGGGGUCCAGGUUACUGGUGUAAGAACAUGGAGACUGCUGCUCAGUGCAACGCUGUCGAUCACUGCAAACGUCAUGUGUGGAACUAAAGGAAGAAUUUACAGUUCUGAAAACUUGCUGUGGCUCUUGAAAAUAUGGGCCGAGGUUGGCGGAGAGCUGUAUCUCAAAUGUCCCUCCUCUCUGCCUCAUUAACAAUUUGACCUUCAAGUCCCUUUAUUGUAACUCUUCUGUAGCAGUGCUGCUGUUGAAGGAUCAGAUCUUCAUCGUUGACUUAACAAAGAUAUUUCUGAUUGUACAGUUUAACUCAUUAUGAUCCUAAAAAUAGUGUGUUGUAGAUUUUUAAUUGGUAGGCUGUUUUUUUAGGUGCUGGGAAAAAUGGCAGAGAAGGUGAAAUGAGACAAGACUAUUGUCUUUUAAUUAAAAAAAAAGAGAACAAGAUAGCAAC
This is a messenger RNA of Mesitornis unicolor (brown roatelo), 1163 nucleotides long. RefSeq names its product proactivator polypeptide. The transcript has 7 exons. Lineage: Eukaryota; Metazoa; Chordata; Aves; Mesitornithiformes; Mesitornithidae. The annotation marks the transcript as partial. Gene Ontology annotation, biological process: sphingolipid metabolic process. Gene Ontology annotation, cellular component: lysosome. The record is from RefSeq and is a predicted model, not a curated record.